AUGCUCCAAAGAGACCUAAUCACAGGGCUCGACCACCGUCACGCCCCACUUCUCUCCCUACCUUCAUCUCCACAGUACCCUCAUCACCAUCCCCCCCCCUCUCACCGGCCUGCUGCUCCAGGAACCGCACCAAUAUCAGAGGAAGCUAUACUGGAUGUGGAUGACGCCAUUGAAGAUGAAGUCCAAGUAUCCUGGGCCAAUACUCUAGUUGGGUAUAUCCUGCCUGGGAAACCAUAUCGGAAGCAAGCUGUCUUGGAGGCUCUCCCCCUGGCCUGGAAUACCAGGUACCCGGUUGUCGUCUCGGCCCUAUCCGACCACAAGUACCUCUUCCGUUUUCAGCAUAGGAAUGACGUCAAGAAUGUGCUUGAGGAAGGCCCAUGGUCUGUCUCAGGUAAUCUUUUGGUGCUAGAGCAGUGGAGAGACGAUGAAGACUGGAGUUUCAAACUUACUGAGUUUUGGAUACAGAUCAGCAACCUUCCAAUUGAUCUAUUAUCGCUGGAGUUUGCCUUUCAACUCACCACUCAACUUGGAAACCCUACAGUGGCCUAA
Telopea speciosissima is the source of this 549-nucleotide messenger RNA. RefSeq lists its product as uncharacterized. The transcript has a single exon. Bases 1 to 549 code for a protein of 182 amino acids. NCBI's taxonomy places the organism in Eukaryota, Viridiplantae, Streptophyta, Magnoliopsida, Proteales, Proteaceae. The record is from RefSeq and is a predicted model, not a curated record.